This is a messenger RNA of Moneuplotes crassus, 768 nucleotides long. The record is from the annotation of a GenBank genome assembly. NCBI's taxonomy places the organism in Eukaryota, Ciliophora, Spirotrichea, Euplotida, Euplotidae.
UAUUUAAAUAACCCUCAAAAAUGUCUAAGACAAAAGCAUCUACUAUGGAUAGAAUGGGCCAGAUCUUCUCAGGUAUGGUUAUGAAUGAGGCCAUCAAGGACAAGGAAAAAGAGUUUGAGGGCAGCCUUGUCCCAACUGACCAAGAAAAAGAAGCCUACUACAGAGACGAAGAAAAGGAAGAAGAUAGUGAAGACGACGACGAUUUCAAAUUGGAUGACGAAGACAGUCUCAACGUCCUAGAAGCUCUCAAAGCUAAAAGACUCAAAGAGAUGAAAAAGGAAGCGAAAGAAAUGGUCGAAAAUAAAGCCAAAGGGCAUGGAGAUUACAGAGAAAUCACCCAAGAUGAAUUUCUACCAACAGUGACUAAGUCUAAGAGAUCAGUCGUACAUUUCUAUCACAAAGAUUUUGAAAGAUGUAAGAUUGUUGAUAUGCACCUGAGAGAAAUAGCAAAAACACAUCUUGAAGCGAGGUUUAUCUGCUUAGAUGCAGAGAAAGCUCCCUUCUUUAUUGGAAAACUUCAGAUUCAAGUUCUCCCAACUAUUAUCCUCUUCAUUGAUGGAGUAGCAGUAGAUAGAAUAGUUGGAUUCGAAGAAUUAGGUGGGGAAGAUGAUUUUGAUACAAUUAUCCUCACUAGAAGGCUUGUUAUGUCUAAAAUACUUGAUGCUAAGACCAAAGCAGAAGAAGGAAGAAUUAGCAUCAAGAAAGGAGGGCAUAGAUCCGACUCGGAUGAUGAUGAAUAUUAAUUCAAUUCAGUAUGAAAUAUAAGGG